AAGAAGAGCGUCUAAUUGGUAACUAUGCCAUGUGGAGUAAUCAGGCGUGUGCGAUGGGACCCAGCUGGACCUCCAACGCCACUGGACCAUGUAGAGGCGAACAGGGUAGCGCGCGAUUUUUAUCCCUAAACUGCGUCCUGCUCGGUUGCACUUUUUUGUUGGGGGUGCCGAGUAACCUUCUCGUCUGCUGGCUUGUGCUCAGAAACAAAACUUUGCAGACGGCCAACAACGCGCUCUUGGUCAACUUAGCUGCGGGCGACCUGCUGAGAUGCUUGGUGGAUUCUCCGCUGUUUCUCGCCUCUCUGGUGCUGGGCGCCUCUGCGCUCUGCUCCACGCAGCAGUUCACCUUCGCGCUCUGCAGUUGCGCGCAGCUGCUCGGUUUGGUGGCCAUAAGCGUGGAGAGGUACCACUCCAUCGCCUUCCCGUUCAGGACGCAGAGAAGGAAAGAGCGAAGCCGGACCUGGAUUCUUCUCGUCUGGUUGGUCUCCUUCUUCGUAGCGAUUCUCUCCCUCAGUCUGAGCGAAGACCCUCAGUCCUACAUGAUGUGCCCCCACCUAAACUCGCCAAAGCUCUACACGGACCCGUUUGGCGCGUGCGUCCUGGUCCCUAUCUGGACUGUAUGUAUCGUUAUAAUAAUCGCUCACUAUCUUCGCAUCUUCAUAGUGGUGAGGCGACACGCCAGUAAAGUGUUUGACAUAGACGUUCAGCCGAGAGCGUCCAUCGCGAAGCCCCCUUUAGGCUGGUCCAGCCUGGCUGCUUCAGCACCAUGGACAGCGCCCGCAGGGCUGCCGGAGCCCAGCGCAUGCGUGGAAGGAGGGUCGAAGUGGGAAGAGCCACACACGACCCCAAGGAUAAUGGGCGCCGUGUGCGUCCUCACCCCGAAAGCCAAAGAACUAGGCAAGAAAAGGCUGGAGGGCAAACUGGCCAAGCGCCUGGGCUACAUCAUCAUAGCAGUCAUCCUGUUCUGGCUCCCGCUGGUGCUGACCCUUGUGCUCAACAAUUUUGUAGACUACACCGAGAGCUAUGAUGGGCUGCUGGGUGGUCUGUACUUCUCUGCCUCAGUGGUGUCAUGUGUUCCUGCUGCUGUGGAUCCACUCAUUUACACACUUCUGCAGCGCCAGUUCCGCACACAGCUACACAAACUCUUCAGCACCAGACCGCUCUGCUGAGCACCAACUGUACAGUCAACCUCUGACACACUCACAGCUGACUGAAGGAACGUUCUCUCCCUCUCAAACUGACAGCUGAUUGGAGGAUUGUCACACAUGCACAUCGUGAACUUUAUUUGAUCUGAAUUGAAAUGAAAUGGUGACUCGGACAUGUAAAGCACUGUUCAGUUAUUUAACUCUACAUUCUGUCAGUGACAGCAGUAAAGUGAAGUCUACCCCUUUAAAACUGACAAACUGAAGAACUUAGAUUCAUAGAUUAACUAGAAAUUGUGUACUUCUUUGUAUUUCUAAUGUAUUCUGAAAAAUUUCACUCCCAAUUUUUUUGUGUUUUAUUGUGUUUAUAUUUACAUCCUUCUUUCCUUUUCUCCAGUUAGUUUUCUCCAGUGUCUUCAGUUAAGACUAUGACCCAUAUACACUCACCGGCCACUUUAUUAGGGGAAGAAAGGUGAUUUA
This is a messenger RNA of Pygocentrus nattereri (red-bellied piranha), 1622 nucleotides long. RefSeq names its product gastrin/cholecystokinin type B receptor-like. The record is from RefSeq and is a predicted model, not a curated record. NCBI's taxonomy places the organism in Eukaryota, Metazoa, Chordata, Actinopteri, Characiformes, Serrasalmidae. Gene Ontology annotation, molecular function: G protein-coupled receptor activity; peptide binding. The coding region runs from base 30 to 1169 and encodes 379 amino acids. Gene Ontology annotation, cellular component: membrane. The transcript is spliced from 2 exons. Gene Ontology annotation, biological process: G protein-coupled receptor signaling pathway.